CAACUUUAGCCGUCCAUAAAGAGAUGGGCGGUGUCUACUUCCUGGAUUGGGAAUUGAAUAAAAAGCAAGCUUCGUGUUUAUCUAACUUGUUUCUCUGCUUCGUCUGCUCUUAAAGGUGUGAAAAUAACUCAAACCGCUCACAAGAUGUCAGAGAAGAAAAUGUCAUCCAGUCGCAAACAUCACCUCAAGAGUGUGAUGCUGGCUGUUGCUAAAGGUAUCUUGGAGGAGGAGUCGAGGGAGCGCGAGGCGGAGAGGGGGAGGUACAUGGCUCAGUGCUGCCCCCCCCUGGAUGUACCCACCAACAUGCAAGAGCUGCAGGAGUUUUGUCGUGAGCUCCAUCACAAAAUCGACGUCAUCGAUGAAGAGCGCUACGACCUGGAGGUGAAGGCCAACAAAAGUAACAAGGAGAUUGAAGAUCUGAAAAUUAAGGUUCAAGACCUGAUGGGCAAGUUCAGGAAGCCCACCCUGAAGAAGGUGCGCAUGUCUGCGGACGCCAUGUUGAAAGCUCUGCUGGGCUCCAAGCACACGGUCAACUUGGACCUGAGGGCCAACCUCAAGCAGGUCAAGAAGGAAGUGAAAGAUGAGGACAAGGAGCUGCGGGAUGUUGGGGACUGGCGUAAAAACAUCGAGGACAAGUCGGGAAUGGACGGCAGGAAGAAAAUGUUUGAGAACGAGGCUUGAAAUAUUUUUUGUUUUGAUCCAACUUUCUUCUUUGACUGAAGCACACAGGUGGUUGGUGUGGUGAAAAGAAGUGUUUAAUGAAACUUUUACAGCGCAUACAUCCAAGUGUGGUCAAGAACACUAUUGACUUUUAACUAUACCACCAUGCGUAGGCAGAGCCCCCUAAAAAAAUGUAUUUCCCCCGCAAAUUGAAAUUUGAAAGUUGAAAAAGUACAUUUGAAUAAUCUCACAAAUGUAAUAAACAGUGAAACCCCCAUUUAGGAACUUUUGUAUUUACACAUCUAUGCCUCUCUGUGUCAACCAUCCCUGUGUGCGAACGCUUCAUUACUUCAUUUUGUGUCACUGACACUAGCAGCCAUUUUGUGCUUGCUCAUAUUAAAGUGAUUGAGGGAGCCGGCUUUCUGCAACAGCAACUUUUUAAUUGUGAUGAAAGCGGAGUAGAAGAUAAUCUCUCCACUCAGACAGCCCUUUACCCCCGCCCUCUUGCAGAGCCUCUUUCCCUCUCAAAAUCUCAGCCAAUACUGGUUUGCAACAACAUUGAGAUCAUUCAACCCUGCCUGGAACCUCUGGGUCCUGUAGAAGUGUGUUCCCUGCACAUUUCACACUUCAGGUAGUUUAUACAAAUCAGGCUGAUGACCUAUGUCAGUGUUUAUGUGUAAAUAACAAUAUAUACAUAAUACAUGUCAGUGUUUAUCUGUAAAUAACAAUAUAUACAUAAUACAUGUCAGUGUUUAUCUGUAAAUAACAAUAUAUACA
Molecule: messenger RNA, 1437 nt
Organism: Entelurus aequoreus (snake pipefish)
Lineage: Eukaryota; Metazoa; Chordata; Actinopteri; Syngnathiformes; Syngnathidae
Product: troponin I, fast skeletal muscle-like
Exons: 7
Coding region: 145-681 (178 amino acids)
Biological process (GO): muscle contraction
Cellular component (GO): troponin complex
Source: RefSeq, a predicted model, not a curated record